Gossypium raimondii (Peruvian cotton) is the source of this 2542-nucleotide messenger RNA. RefSeq lists its product as uncharacterized. The record is from RefSeq and is a predicted model, not a curated record. Gene Ontology annotation, cellular component: catalytic step 2 spliceosome. Lineage: Eukaryota; Viridiplantae; Streptophyta; Magnoliopsida; Malvales; Malvaceae. Gene Ontology annotation, molecular function: mRNA binding; protein binding. The transcript is spliced from 5 exons. Gene Ontology annotation, biological process: mRNA splicing, via spliceosome. Bases 376 to 2097 code for a protein of 573 amino acids.
GUUUACCCUAAACUAAUUAAUGCGUAGGACUUUGGGGGGAAGGCGUAGUAUUACCUUGGCGGGCGGGUUCUCGAUCCUCUUUCAACUUUCCAAUCGAUACCAUUUGCAUCCUCCUGCCUUUUUGCUUCUCAAAAUUGAAGCUUUGGAAAACCACGCAGAAAUUUGGCUCUAUGUUUAGUAAUUUCAGAGCUUUAAUUGGGAUUAGAAAGCAUCCAAUCUCGAAUGAGGGAGAAGAAACCCGGAUUCGCGGUCCACACUAAUAGAGCUCCCGACUUGAAAUUUGAUGGUUUUUUACUUGGUUUAAGGCUUCACUUCUGGGUUCCAAUGUCAUGAAGGAUUCGCACCUGCUUUAACCUUGCUUUCAAGAAGCCAUCCAUGGAUAGUCUCCAAAUAUAUGCAGAUAAUAGUGAUGAGGAAGACCUAAGUCACCAGCCAUCUACUCUGUCUGCAGACUCUUCACCUCCACGGCUCAUCCCCUCCAAAUCUGCAGCACCAAAGGUUGAUGACACAAUGCUUGCCCUAACUGCAGCAGAAGCACGCCAAGCCCAAUCAAGGCCCAUUGAUCCAACCCAGCAUGUUGUUGCCUUCAAUCCAACCUAUGACCAACUCUGGGCUCCAACCUAUGGCCCAGCUCAUCCAUAUGCAAAGGAUGGCAUUGCCCAGGGCAUGCGCAACCACAAGCUGGGAUUUGUUGAGGAUGCCUCCAUCGACUCUUUUGUUUUUGAUGAGCAAUACAACACCUUCCACAAAUAUGGUUAUGCGGCCGACCCUUCAGGAAGCAACUAUAUUGGUGAUUUGGAUGCUUUACAGAAGAAUGAUGCCAUUUCAGUCUAUAACAUCCCACAACAUGAGCAAAAGAAGCGAAAAAUUGAGAGGGAGAAGGAUGAGGAUGAGGUUGAUCCAACGGAGAUCGAUAAUCCAGCUACUGAUGUUUGGUUGAUGAAGAAUAAAAGGAGUCCUUGGGCAGGUAAAAAAGAGGGGGUGCAAACAGAGUUGACAGAGGAGCAAAAGAAGUAUGCAGAGGAGUAUGCAAAGAAGAAAGAAGAGAAAGGCCAUAAAGGUGAGAAAGGCGAGCACGUGGUGGAUAAGACUACCUUUCAUGGCAAAGAGGAGAGAGACUACCAAGGAAGGUCUUGGAUUGCACCUCCUAAGGAUGCAAAAGCAACGAAUGAUCAUUGUUAUAUACCAAAGAGAUUAGUACACACUUGGAGUGGGCACACAAAAGGUGUUUCAGCUAUUCGGUUCUUCCCCAAAUAUGGGCACUUAAUUCUCUCUGCAGGGAUGGAUACUAAAGUGAAGAUAUGGGAUGUGUUUAAUUCAGGAAAGUGUAUGAGGACAUACAUGGGCCAUUCUAAGGCAGUAAGAGAUAUUUCAUUUUGUAACGAUGGCACUAAAUUUUUGACUGCUGGAUAUGACAAGAACAUCAAGUACUGGGAUACUGAAACCGGGCAGGUUAUUUCUACUUUCUCAACUGGGAAGGUUCCGUAUGUAGUUAAGCUUAACCCUGAUGAAGAUAAGCAGAAUAUUCUUUUAGCGGGUAUGAGUGAUAAGAAGAUUGUUCAGUGGGAUAUUAAUACCGGACAAAUUACACAAGAGUAUGAUCAGCAUUUGGGGGCAGUGAAUACCAUUACAUUUGUGGAUAACAACCGGAGAUUCGUUACAUCAAGUGAUGACAAAUCACUUCGAGUGUGGGAAUUCGGAAUUCCUGUUGUUAUCAAGUAUAUAAGUGAGCCUCACAUGCAUUCUAUGCCAUCUAUUUCGCUUCACCCCAACACAAAUUGGCUUGCAGCUCAAAGUUUGGAUAACCAAAUUCUUAUUUACAGUACCAGAGAAAGAUUUCAGCUUAAUAAGAAAAAAAGGUUUGCUGGGCACAUUGUGGCCGGCUAUGCUUGCCAAGUCAACUUUUCACCAGAUGGACGCUUUGUUAUGUCUGGAGAUGGAGAGGGUAAGUGCUGGUUCUGGGACUGGAAGAGCUGCAAAGUUUUUAGGACUCUCAAGUGCCACGAGGGAGUUUGCAUUGGGUGUGAGUGGCAUCCUUUGGAGCAAAGUAAAGUUGCUACUUGUGGCUGGGAUGGCUUGAUUAAGUACUGGGACUAACUUUGUUUAGCAGACAUUCAUAUGGUGGAGGCAGCCAAGUCAUGAAGUUUAGAAAUGGGCAUCUCAAGGGUUGAAGUUUGUUUGUAGAACAUUAUGUACACUUACUAGCCUGCCAACUUUUUUUUUUCCUAUAAAAAAAAACCCUUAUAUGUGCAACAGUAGGUGCAUUAAGUCAUAAAAAGUAAUGAAACCAUAAUACUCUAAUCACUAUUUUGAAUGUAGGGGGGAAGGUGCAUAUAAAAGAUGUGUGUUGAAGUGAUGGAUGCAUGCAUUUUUCCCAAAUAUGGGAAAUGCAUGAGCCUUGGGAUGGAAAGACCACCGACCAAUGUCCAUGUCCCAAUAUAUAUUUAUAUAAUAUUAGAAUAGUCGUACGUCGUAAUACAUGUAUUUUGGUCUAAUUUAAUUUAUAGUCAAAAGUGGUGCUAUUUGCAGUCGUUCGUUCUUA